AUGAGUGACGUCAUCGUUUCAGUAUGUCCUAUGCUUGAUUUCGGUGGUUCUCGGAUAUUCAUUUUUGUGCCGUUCAUUGCAUUCAUCAUCGUGUUCCUGUCAGUUCUCCUACUAAAAUCAUGUGUUGUUGCGAGUAAAGCGAAUGCACGCCGUGGUUGGGCAACUCGUGCACGGCGCCUGCGACGUACGUCAGCGUCGCAUUCGACGGCUUCGGUCGAAAUUCAAACUAGUCAGGCUCCGGUGCCGUUCACUCCACCUCCAGGAUAUUAUUCCGAAGUAAUGGUAACGGAUACGUCAGCUAUGUAUCCUAUGUAUGUUCCACCGUACCCGAUAAACACCACACCGCAACUUUCCAUGCGAGAUCCGCAACUUUUUCAGGGACUUCCGGGUUUGCAAGCACCGCCACCAUAUCCACCGCCACCUAGCUAUAGUCAAAUUCAAAACUUUCCCGAGUUGCCGACAGUUAGCUGCGCUCGCCUUGACAUUCGAACACCGUCUCGCACUAACGAUCUUGUCACUCCGUUUCUUACAAGAAUAUUAGGCCAAAUGCAAGCGGUCAGUGCAAAUCUGAAAUGUGACAAACAAAAUGAUGACCAAUAUCUCUACGAGUAUUCGCUUCAAGUUCGCCCCGAUACAGAGUUUGAAGAUAUGGCAGGUUGUGGUAUGUUCUUGGAUAUUUGGCUGCUUGGCCAGCUAGACUACCGUGAAGAAUACUGCGGGCCCAAACAUAUUUUCCGAUCGUUUCCUUCCCUACUCGCAGUCGUUCGUGGUGGUGUUCCUCUUCAAACUACUUCACUGAUCUCGCAAGGUUCUCACUUUGACGCGGGCUGUGCGUACAUGGUAGAAGUCCGUUUUGUGCUUUUUCAUCAGAAUAUGAAUGGAACAGCUCAGUUGAGGAUUAAAGAUGAAUUCCCAUGCUAUAUGACUGUACGGGAGGUAAUUGAUUACUUCCGACUUGAAACCGACGGUGUUCAUCGUGGCGUGUUCGCUCCACGUCUUUCAUACGCUGUCGGAUGUGGUGGUGGGUGUGCACACCAGCUUUUGGAUUCCGAUCUAGAAAAAACACUGGCCGAACUCUGUGACAACGAUGAGCACUUUAACACAAUAGCCGUUAUAGCUGAUUUAACGAAUUGA
Messenger RNA from Angiostrongylus costaricensis, 1134 nucleotides. Lineage: Eukaryota; Metazoa; Nematoda; Chromadorea; Rhabditida; Metastrongylidae. The record is from the annotation of a GenBank genome assembly.